UCGAGCGGCAGGAUGCAUUCGCGCUGCCCGGAGUCAUGAAGUGGUGCUUUGGAUUAUAAGCCUGGCAGCAUGGCGUUCCAUAUAAAGCAAGAAGACCUGAGCUCUGAAGUGGCCAGCACUUGGGUGGGACCCUGGGGCUUCCCCCACGCGCCCGAGAGUGGUGGUGUGCUCUACGGUGGAAGUACUGGUGACUCCAUGGGGGGUGAUGCGUACUCGAGUCCGAAGCCGAGCAGCACACCCCCUAGUGAUGGUGGUGGGGUAGUGAUUGGGCAGCAGACAAAAUCGGGGGGCAGGGGGUCGCAAGAGCAGCGUAUCAGGAGACCCAUGAAUGCAUUCAUGGUGUGGGCCAAAGGAGAACGGAAGAGGUUGGCUGAUGAGAAUCCUGAUCUGCAUAACGCCGAUCUGAGCAAGAUGUUAGGCAAAAAAUGGCGAAGCCUGACCCUGCAGGAAAGACGCCCGUAUGUCGAGGAAGCCGAGAGACUCCGCCUGCAGCACAUGCAGGACUACCCUAACUACAAGUACAGGCCCCGUCGGCGCAAGCAUGCUAAGCGGAGCUCCCGCAAGGGAAGUCCUUCGCCACCCGCUUCGGCAUCGCCUCCGGGCUACAGCCAGUAUGCGUACGAAACCCCUACCGACGUGGCAGGACUGCAGACGCCGGACGCAAGUCCCCACGGCAGCCCGUGUUCCGACGCCAUGCGCCGUCCCGAGAACACCAACUUGGUGUACCAGCCAAUCUCUGUGAAGGAACCUCCUCAGCUGACGAUGUCCCACGCGAUGCGGUCCUCUUUGCCGACUCCCGAGAUGUCGCCCAUAGAACCCGAGCAAGAUGGCAUCAUCCUGGUUAAGGACGACAACAGCCAUCUGACGCAACUCAUGUGCAAGUUCGAUAACAAGUCGCAGUUUCUGAAGAACAUACGUCCACCGUACAGGACGCAAGUGAAUAUGCGCCAGCAGCAUCAGCAGCAGCAUUUCCAAAGCGGCCCCGCUCCACAACUCCGAGCUCUCAUGGCGGGCUACCCGUACCCCACCAAUCCAGGCCAUCCGUACUACCAGGACCGUUCCGCCUGUGCAGUACAGUCGUCCGGAUAUCAGCCCAGCGCACCUCCGCCAUACCCUCAACAGGGCUACUAUGCGGAAAUGCAGUACCAGGACCAGCAGUUCCUGGACCACAAUGAGCUUCAGCAGUACUUCGACCCUACCGUGUCAUCAUCAUCAGUCUCCUACACUCAAGGCACUCCUGUCGUGACAUCCUCGGGGAUGUACGACACAGAAAGCAUGUACGGUCACAGCAUGUACCCUCAGGAAGCGGCGGCUGCAGAAGACUACGCUAUGUACGGUUCGCAGUCGUCAUCUCAGUGUCCCGUCUACCCAAUGACCGAGUCUGCGCUCACUGGUGAAAGUGACGGGAAUUCCGUGGCACCAGGCGGCGGGAUCAUUGCAGCUCUGGCAGAGACGCGUCAGAUUAUGUCUUGAUCAUGAUUGGCCGACUAAGCGAGCAGGACUUCUGGCGCGAGUCUUUCUACCAAAGAGCCUUCUCUCUCAACUCCGUGUGCUCGUGCCUUCGUUUGUUGACCGUCUAUGACGUCAUGCAGGAGCCGUCACAGACUUCUCAAGACGACUUGAAGUGCUUUUCUAGGACCGGUGAAAUUUUGACCUAACAGACGUUGUCGCUCGUAUGUGAUAGCGCUUGUCUAGGGCUGCAAUCGAGCCGCAGCUGCCCAAGUUUGUUCCGCCUGUAGGCGAGGCGCGAUGAACUGCGUGAUAUGUUCUUUCUUUCCCCUCGCAAUAUUUUUGUCCAGCAUUGACGUGCGUCCGAGUUCACUUUAUUAAGCCAGCUUCAAUUACCUGAAAUCUACACGGUCUGCAGUCUCUCAUAAAGCGAUGUUUGCAUAGUGACACCGAUAGGAUCCGAUUCGGCUUUUAUCAUCUUUUAUUACCUCUACCCUUACUAUUAUUAUUUUAGUAGAAACUGUAAGAAAACUCUUCGGUGUUAUAAGUUUUUCUCCUAUAUAUAAGGUUUCCCCUAUAAGGUUUUCCCUUCAUCUCCACCGUAGCGAACGUUGACCAUACAGUCUGUUAAACGUUAACUGUUUUUGUGACUCGUAUUUAUUUGCUGAUGUUUCAGCAUGUAUCCAAUCUUUUGACUUUCGGAAGCUGGCUUAAUUAACUGCCCUCUGGAUCGCAUGUGUGCGCGUCUUGUAAGCAUGGCCUACCGUCAGUGCAGCAUGACGGACCAACGCAAGCCUUCUAUGGCUCCAGUUGAGCCAACCGGUGAUUAUGUGAUGCUGCACUUCACACAUGGCCUCCUAUUGUCGUGUAUGCGAUGAGCAGGUGAGGCCUGGCGUGACUGGACCGGGUGGUACUAGUCACAGACACGUCCGACACCUCCGGUCCCCCUCGUCACCCAGUCCUGCAUCUGGUCACAUGUGGUGACCCUCAUAUUUUCUUGCGAGAAACGUGAAAAGUGUUUGGGGGACUAUUGCUCGAGCAGCGGCUACAACUGUGUUUGAGGAUCUCAGAUAGUAAAGGUGGCCACUUAUCUGAAAGUACAACUGCACUUUAGUGCUUAUCAAUUCAGGAGUAUGCAGAUCAGGUUGGAACUCGAAGCUGAUAAAGUAUGCUUACUACAUAUAUAGGUAGCACAGUUCGGGCCCACAGCUAAGUCCCACCAAUGAGAGAAAGAGGAAAUCGUUACGUAUCUUUAUCAAUGCGAGCUUAGGCAUGUUUUGGCAAGUGUGUCAUUCCUCUUGCGAAGAUGGUGUUUGCCCUGGUACCCUCUUGGUCGAUUCCUCACGGCUGUCAUAGGCUGACUGUCUUUCUUUUCUUCUGAAGCCUAGUUCUUGCGAGACGAUAUUAACGUGGUUCCGGUACCAUCAACACCGAGCCCCGUACAACAUGAUUUACAACUUUGUUGAUGUCAUAAUGACCAUUGAGUCUUACAUCAUUACAUCGGCACUUUCUCCGCCUGAGUGUACUAGGCUUGAGAGGGAGGGACACAGGGCGAUAAGGGACAACGGCACCUAGGUACAGAAGGCCUGUCUAGUGCUUCUUCUCCCUCCUUCGCCACGCGGACGAAAAAGUCGGGUUGUCGUCUGCUUCGGCCAAUCUCCGCAGACGAUCUCAAACACAGGCUUCCUCUGGCUACCAGUGGCUUCCCACGCGGCUGAUGGCGACUUGUCGCCAUAGACCAGACUUUGUCUACCUAGGUGGCGUUGCAAAGGGCAAGAUUGGCGUGCUUAAACUUGAGAUGACAGAAGUACAGCUGUGUUAUGCGUGAUCCUUGAUGGAUAUUUCUCUGAAACGACUGAAUGUCCUCAAGGCUGAAGUGCCUCCCACCGACCAAUGGUGAAAUUAAGUGAAGUAUAUUGGCGGAGUCUUUGUCAUAAUGAAAUACGAUGAAACGGCGUCACCGCGCGAAGCUCCCCCUAGCGUGACAUUCCGAAGUAUUAUGGGUGGCUUUUGUUUGGCGGUUUCGUUGUCUGUUUGUGGCUCAACCGUUACUUUCUGUUUUCUCCCGGUCGGUACUUUCAUCGUCUCUGUAAAUAGAAAAAGUUAUUAUUAAUAUUAUUGUACAGUACCGAGAAAGAAAGAAGUAUAUAUUAUUAUAUAUUAUGAUGAGAAGGAGUUAAUGAGCAUAGGUAAUUAUGCACGUGUGUCUUUUUCUGUCGUUUCUCUCUCUUUCCUCUCUCUUUUUCUCUUAUUUUUUUUUCGUCACAUUCCACGGUGUUCCGCAAAAGUAUUGGACAGGGUGCGUGUUUGAUUUCUUCCUUCUGUUUUUCCUGCGACGCGAAUAGGGCCCUUUGCAAUGACGUAGUACGUUUCCGUGUACUUGUAGCUUUAGGUCUAAAAAGCUAAUUAAAUACGACCUUACAUUUCGUGUGUGCAGUAGGCACACUUCGGGAACCGGUUUAAGCACAAUCCAGAAAUCACAAAAUGCCUACAAUGCGUUUAUUCAUCGACGUGCCUUACAGAUAAUGGUGCUUCCCUAACAUUGGCGAGAAGUCUCCUCUUUACAAGAUAUGACCAACUGGUUAAACCGGGACUACAUGGUGCUAUGAUGUCUCACCGUAGUUUCGAAGUGGGUGCUUCACAGUCCCGUUUCUCAAGUUGCGAUGAUGUGAUACAAGAGUUAACCAAUUGGAUGAGCUCCUAUUAUUGAGACAUUUAUCUCUGAAGCACCAAAGUGCCUGCAUUUUGCCAGUCUUGGAAUCAUUGGUAGGUUGCCAAGCUAUCAUAUUUUAUACUGUUAACUUUACCUUUUCUAACAAUGGUUUCUAAGCUCACGAUCUCUCAAGUACACAUCUUUCACAACAUGCUGUAUUGCACCAAACAACUCUACAAACCGAGUUCUAUCGAGCAGUAUAUAGGGUGCGAGCAUCCGUAGUGACAGUAAAAUUGCUUACCUUUACUGGCUGCACGAAUAAUGCCACACAGUAUUCCGUCCACGUUUUAUAGUGCAAUAUUUCCCAUCUUUGUACUCGUGUCAAUUAUUUCUGUUGAACUAUAAUGCAUUGAUUUGGAUUCAAACUUUGUUAGGACUCACUUGUACUGCACGUUGAUAAUUGUUUCUGGUACGCGUACCAUCCGUACGGGAGAUAGAAUAGCGAGUUUUUCGUGCACCGUACGCUAUAGCCUUUGCGUGCGUGGUGGUUCUCCGCAAUGCGCGAAGCUCUCAUUAUGCUUUGCACACGCGCAGAACCACCAACACGCAAACCUUACCCUUACGUACGCAAAGGCAAUAGCGUACGGUGUACUAAAACUCACUAGUGAUAAGUUAACGUUGUGAUAAGUGAUAACGUUACCGUUUAGACGUACCAACAGAUAUAAAUCAAACGUUAAUUUCCUGUAGGAAGCACAGCUCCCUGUAAACCAAAAUUCUCAGGUUGCUGCGACGAAUUACUGCUGUCCUUUCCAUUAUUUAUGUCUUCUAUGUCUUUUGAAUGGGAAAGGAGGACAUGCUGGUGGCACCUGAGUGGACCGUACUUUUGUGAUGGGCCACAGAUGGAGACACGCCACCUGUGCAUGUCACGUUUCUGUUUUUCCUUGAUGGAUGAGCACCGAGUGAGUUUUGUCGCAUGUGUCCCGGAGCUAUAAGAACGGUUUUUCGAAUAAACUUGUUCUGUGUUUCCAACU
Molecule: messenger RNA, 5133 nt
Organism: Ornithodoros turicata
Lineage: Eukaryota; Metazoa; Arthropoda; Arachnida; Ixodida; Argasidae
Product: transcription factor Sox-17-alpha-A-like
Exons: 3
Coding region: 70-1473 (467 amino acids)
Biological process (GO): cell differentiation; regulation of DNA-templated transcription; anatomical structure morphogenesis
Molecular function (GO): DNA-binding transcription factor activity, RNA polymerase II-specific; RNA polymerase II cis-regulatory region sequence-specific DNA binding
Source: RefSeq, a predicted model, not a curated record